This is a messenger RNA of Penicillium soppii, 918 nucleotides long. RefSeq names its product inositol oxygenase. The transcript has 2 exons. The record is from RefSeq and is a predicted model, not a curated record. Gene Ontology annotation, biological process: inositol catabolic process. Lineage: Eukaryota; Fungi; Ascomycota; Eurotiomycetes; Eurotiales; Aspergillaceae. The coding region runs from base 1 to 918 and encodes 305 amino acids. Gene Ontology annotation, molecular function: iron ion binding; inositol oxygenase activity. Gene Ontology annotation, cellular component: cytoplasm.
AUGGCUGUCGCAGUGCAAUCCGCCCCGAUCGGUCUCGAGACCAUGUCCGACAACAUUGACGCCGUUAACAUCCACAAGACGGACCUCAAGAAAGAGAGAGGCCUAUAUGACGAGUCAGAAUUUGACAAGGCCAAAGACAAGGCCGGAUUCCGUCAGUUCGAGGAUGCUUGUGAUCAAUUGAAGAACUUCUACGCCCAGCAGCACACGCUUCAGACAGUAGCGUACAACCUCAAAGCACGCAACGACUUCAAAACCCAGACUCGUGCUCAUAUGACUGUCUGGGAAGCAAUGGAGAAGCUGAAUACUUUCAUUGACGAAUGUGACCCCGACACUGACGAGUCCCAAAUGACCCACCUGCUGCAGUCAGCGGAAGCGAUCCGCAAUGAAGGAAAGCCUCGAUGGAUGCAAUUGGUCGGGCUUAUUCAUGACCUUGGAAAGCUCUUGUUUUUCUUCGGAGCCAAAGGACAGUGGGAUGUUGUUGGUGACACCUUCGCAGUCGGCUGUGCCUUUGACGAUAGAAUCAUCUUCGGCAACAAGUCCUUCAAGGAUAACGAGGAUUAUAACAACGAGAUCUACAGCACAAAGUACGGAAUCUAUUCUCCUGGCUGUGGAUUGGAGAAUGUCAUGCUUUGCUGGGGCCACGAUGAAUACCUUUAUCAUAUUGUCAAAGACCAAUCCACCAUUCCUGAAGAGGGCCUAGCAAUGAUUCGGUACCACUCGUUCUAUCCGUGGCACAGAGAGGGUGCAUACCAUGAGUUUAUGAAUGAGCAUGACCACAAGAUGCUCGAAGCCGUGAGGGCAUUCAACCCAUAUGAUUUGUAUAGCAAGAGCGACGAAAAGCCCGAUCCGGAGAAGCUUAAGCCUUACUAUAUGGAACUCAUUGAUGAAUUCUUCCCCACAAAGGUUAUCAGGUGGUAG